This is a messenger RNA of Callorhinchus milii (elephant shark), 7427 nucleotides long. RefSeq names its product SLIT-ROBO Rho GTPase activating protein 1a (gene srgap1a). Gene Ontology annotation, biological process: negative regulation of cell migration; signal transduction. NCBI's taxonomy places the organism in Eukaryota, Metazoa, Chordata, Chondrichthyes, Chimaeriformes, Callorhinchidae. Gene Ontology annotation, molecular function: protein binding. The record is from RefSeq and is a predicted model, not a curated record. Gene Ontology annotation, cellular component: cytoplasm.
GGGGGCAGCUCUGGAGCUGUUGCUGUUGCACGUUUUGUUUCACCGGCCAUGACCUCCCUCUGUAGCUGCUGAGGUUGGAGCCGGUGUGGGGGGUAUUAAAAAGUCAUUGUGGAUUUGCAUUCCAGAUUGACCAGCUGUUAGUUGCACCCAUCAAAGUGGAUGCCAACAACACCCAGACCAGACAGCAACGUGGAUCGCAUUUAUUUUUUCACCCCCCACCUGGACCCUGUGGAUAAAGGAGUACGGAUCAGCAACAGAAGCUCGUGAACAAUGUCAACUCCCACCAGGUUUAAGAAGGAUAAAGAAAUCAUAACUGAAUAUGAAACACAAGUGAAAGAAAUCCGUGUUCAAUUAGUUGAGCAGCUAAAAUGUCUGGAGCAGCAGACUGAGAUGCGGGUUCAGCUUCUCCAGGAUCUCCAGGAUUUCUUCCGCAAGAAGUCGGAAAUCGAAAUGGAAUAUUCCCGCAACCUGGAGAAGCUGGCUGAGAGAUUCAUGGCAAAAACUCGCAGCACAAAAGACCAUCAACAGUACAAGAAAGACCAGAAUCUUCUAUCGCCAGUUAACUGCUGGUACCUGCUACUAAACCAGGUCAGAAGAGAGAGUAAAGACCAUGCAACUUUGAGCGACAUCUACCUGAACAAUGUUAUCAUGCGUUUCAUGCAGAUCAGUGAGGAUUCAACACGACUUUUCAAAAAGAGCAAGGAGAUUGGAUUCCAGCUGCAUGAGGAUUUAAUGAAAGUUCUUAACGAAUUAUAUACGGUCAUGAAGACAUACCACAUGUAUCAUGCGGAGAGUAUCAGUGCAGAGAGCAAACUGAAAGAAGCUGAGAAACAGGAAGAGAAACAAAUCGGAAAAGACCCAGUUUUCAAUAUUCGAUUAGAGGAAAAACACCAGAGGCGUAGCUCAGUGAAAAAGAUUGAGAAAAUGAAGGAGAAGCGACAAGCCAAGUACUCCGAAAAUAAACUGAAGUCCAUCAAGGCACGAAAUGAAUACCUGUUGACACUGGAGGCGAGCAAUAAUUCCGUUUUCAAGUAUUACGUUCAUGACCUUUCCGAUAUAAUUGAUUGUUGUGAUCUUGGAUAUCACGCUAGCCUAAACAGAGCCUUGAGAACAUUUCUGUCUGCAGAAUACAACCUGGAGACUUCCAGACAUGAAGGCCUAGAUAUCAUAGAAAAUGCUGUUGAUAACUUGGAUCCUCGAAAUGACAAGCAGCGAUUUAUGGAGAUGUAUAACACAGCUUUCUGCCCACCAAUUAAAUUUGAAUUUCAGUCUCACAUGGGUGAUGAGGUGUGUCAGGUUAGUGCUCAGCAGCCAGUGCAGGCUGAACUGAUGUUGAGGUAUCAGCAGUUACAGUCCAGACUGACUACCCUGAAGAUUGAAAAUGAGGAGGUUAAAAAGACCAUGGAAGCCACACUCCAGACGAUACAAGACAUGGUAACCAUUGAAGACUAUGACGUUUCAGAGUGUUUCCAGCACAGCCGAUCAACAGAGUCUGUAAAAUCCACGGUUUCCGAAACGUACCUGAGUAAGCCUAGUAUUGCUAAAAGAAGAGCCAAUCAGCAAGAGACGGAACAGUUCUAUUUCAUGAAAUUUAAAGAAUACCUUGAGGGCAGCAACCUCAUCAUGAAGUUACAAGCAAAGCACGACUUACUGCACCGGACCCUUGGAGAAGGUCAGAAAAGCAACUUCAUGACCACCAGCAGAGGACGAAGAAAUUCUCACGCAAGAAACCAGGACUCUGGACAAGCCAUUCCUCUUAUCGUAGAAAGUUGUAUUCGAUUUAUCAACCUUUAUGGUCUCCAGCAUCAAGGGAUCUUCCGAGUUUCUGGGUCACAAGUUGAAGUCAAUGAUAUUAAAAAUGCAUUUGAGAGAGGUCAAGAUCCUUUGGCAGAUGAUCAGGACAAUCAUGACAUUAACUCCGUUGCGGGAGUUCUGAAGCUAUACUUCAGAGGACUGGAAAAUUCGCUCUUUCCUAAGGAAAGAUUUAAUGAACUUCUGUCUUGUGUCAGAAUAGAUAAUCUGUACGAGAGAGCUCUUCAUCUCCGCAAAAUCCUACUGACUUCAAAGUCUGUGAUUAUUGUAAUGAGAUACCUCUUUGCCUUUUUAAACCACUUGUCUCAGUACAGUGAUGAAAACAUGAUGGAUCCUUACAAUUUGGCAAUAUGCUUCGGUCCAACGUUGAUGCCUGUCCCUGAUAUACUAGAUCAAGUCUCAUGUCAGGCUCAUGUAAAUGAGUUAAUUAAAACCAUCAUCAUUCAUCAUGAGCUAAUUUUCCCAGAUGUAAAAGAGUUGGAUGGUCCUGUGUACGAAAAGUGCAUGGCUAGCGAUGACUAUUGUGAUAGCCCCUACAGUGAGCAUGGAACAUUGGAGGAAGUAGAUGUGGAUCCUGGCACUGAAACUCACACAAGUGAAGAUGAAUGUGAACCCAUAGAAGCUAUCGCCAGAUUUGAUUAUGUAGGAAGAACUGCUCGAGAAUUGUCAUUUAAGAAAGGAGCUUCUCUACUUCUCUAUCACAGAGCCUCUGAAGAUUGGUGGGAGGGAAGGCACAAUGGAAUAGAUGGGUUGGUGCCCCAUCAGUACAUAGUUGUGCAGGAUACGGAUGAUACAUUCUCUGAUACUCUGAGCCAAAAAGCUGACAGUGAAGCUAGCAGUGGGCCAGCAACUGAAGACAGAUCCUCCUCCAAGAAUGAUGUCAAUUCCCCAACUGAGCGGAUUCCAGAUGUAUUUGCAGCUAGGCAGAAGAGGAGACCAGAUAUCCCAAUAACAAGGCGUGCAAUAAGAACCAGCGAUGGUCACUGUGCAGUGCACCCUGGCCAUGGAUUGGUGGAUCUCGGCCCACUGAGCACACCUAUCCACUGCAGCUCACGUGUUCUACUCCAGAACCGCAGCAUUAGCAUCGACAGUCCAGAGAGACGGCGCCGAGGUGGCCUGGGCAGCCUCUCCAACGUAAGCCGUCAUGAGUCUGUGCGCAAGAUUGAGAGCCCACCAAUACGAAGGUCUGCAUCUUCCGGACAAUACAUCAGUCUCAGUGAGCAUAAACCACUGGAUCCGGAAACCAUUGCCCAGGAUAUUGAAGAAACCAUGAACACUGCGUUAAAUGAGCUUCGUGAACUGGAGCGCCAGAGCACUGCAAAACAUGCACCUGAUGUGGUACUGGACACCCUUGAGCAAAUGAAAAACUCCCCAAUCUCUCUUCCAUCCUCUGAACCAAAAAGCCCCCAUCAUGCUGUGGUGCUGAAGAGCAUCGAUCCUUCCAUUCGGCGGAGUACCAGUUCCUCCAGUGACACCAUGAGUACCUUCAAACCAAUUCUGUCGCCUAGAAUGGGUGUACAGCUUAAACCCCCUGCCCUUAGGCCUAAACCUAUAGUUCUUCCCAAGACCAAUCCUGGUCUGGGACCACCUCCAGCUAGCCAGAGCUCUACAGACAAAUCCUGCACAAUGUAAAGUUUAAGUCACAAUGUGACUACAUUGAAAUAAUUCAGGAUUAAAGUCGGUGGCAAACAUCUUAAAAGAAUAUUGAUAUUAUAUGUUUAUAAUUGGAGAUGUAUUCUUUCAGUGUUAGAAUAUAUGUCUCGAAGUAGUAAAUUAACAAGGGCAUUUAUUUACAUUUCAAACUGGACUGUUUAUAUGUGCAACUUACAUCGACAUUAACUAGACUUGAAAACUUAUGCUGCAAUGGUAGACUUUUCUUUAAAAGAAACAGCNAAAAAAAACACCAAGACUUUCCCACCUUGUCUCCAGGAACAUUCAUUUAAGCAGGAAGGGGAAAUGAUGAAAUUCCCCCCUCUGGGAAAAUUUGGAGAAAAGCAUUUGUCGAUUUUGCAAGACGUAACGAACACCAGCCUUAAUGGUGGCUAAAUGCUUUGCCUUUUAAUUAUUAUUUUUCUCAUUUAACAUUCCUUAGGCCUUAUCGCCAGUUUUGCAUUACGAAAACCAUAGCUUUAGAAUGAACGAUUGCAUCAAAGAGAACCACUUUUUAAAGUUGCUGCUUCUAUUUUCGUCCCGUUAACAAAAGUCCUGCUCCUGCCUCCCCCACCCAACCCCAUCCCUUUUCAAUUACUUCAGUCUCACAAAGCUAAGCUGUCAAUCUCUAGGAUAUUGGCACAGAUAAAUAUUGUACAUUCGCUUAUUUAGAGCUAGGAGCACCUUUUCUGAAUUGCUUACUGAGCAGUUCUCCUGAUCAUGCUUUCUAAAUUGUUGUGCUGGCAUUCACACGUCACUCAACUGUGACUGACGUGUGAAUACCAGCAACCCACUGGAGAACAGUGAACUAAUUCAUUUUUUUUCUGGGUGUAAAGUUUUAUUUCUUUUUUGCCUUUCAUAUUCCCCAAUCAAAGGUGUUUUACUUUUGUCUUCCUACACUAAAUGUCAUUUCCAUUUGCUGGAAAGCAACCUGUGACAAUUCCCCUGGUCCACAUGACACGUGUUCCGGGGCAGUGGCUCCUCGCUAUUGUGUGAUGUACAUGAAGGAGAAUGGUAGCCUCCAGUUUCCAUCUCUGCAUCAGAGGAUGACACGCCCAAGAAAGUUUGAGAUAUUGUGCGAGAAAUUGUUGGCUCAUUUGUUUCCUAACGAAUCCGGCUACUUUCUCCUUGUAAGCCCUCCAAGUGAAAACUUUCAGUCAUGGUCUUUCUCCUGCAAUACCAGGGAACCCCUUUACAGUGCUCUUCAAUAUAGUGCUGCCUCACUCACACCUUUUGGUAGUGUAACAAAAUAAAACCACAACUUCCAGCUAAAGAUACGCUUACCAGCCACUGGAGAGAUUCAGCACUGUUACUAAACAACAGAGCGUAGGAUCCCAGGUAGCAUUAAAAAACAUUCUGAUGAACUGUUAACUCACUUCCUCCAGUCAUUAUAGCUGCGACUUUGCCACUAAAAUAGAUUUUAGGGCACUUUAAUGCUCAUCAUCUCUCAAAAAGGACCUCCCACUUACUAACAUGCACUGUUACUGGAAUUGCGGUUAACAAUGGUUUGUGGAGUUGGAACAAAUGAUUCCUCUUUUGGUCUUGCUAGUUUAUACUCCUCAGGUUUGUUGCUUUCCUCCCUUAGGACCAGGGAGGACCAGCCUUUCAGCAUUUUGUGAUGUUCUGGGAUUUACUGGGGCUCCUCUGACUGCUUUUUGUAAAUGGUUCUAUUAUUUGCUUAGUCACAAAUUGUCCUCUUUGGUUUACAUUGUAAUUAUUUUGUUAAUGUUUUAACCACUCUUUCCUUUAUGCAAAGGCACUGGUGCGUUCCUCCAGUCCGAAAUGCUGACCUCAUUCCAAUACCUUCAGUAGUCAACAAAGAGCUACCUAGGAAGAGGUGUGUGGAGAGAACGUGAAUAGUUUCAAUCAUCUCCAAUCUCUCAGUAUUUUUACCGUAACUAUUGGAAACCCCAGCAAACCAACGCCCAAUAUGUAACUUAAAGUAAGGACAAGGUCGUUGAUUUCUGUUCACAUUCUCUUAAAGGGACAGUCAUUCCAGUGACCUUUUCGGAUUUUGUUUUAAAUUGGAAUAAUGAUUAGGCCUACGGCAAGUGAGGAUGCUCGUUUAAAGAGUGAUAGCGAUAGACUUCAAGUUUCAAUAACAUUUUCAGCCCCCCAUAAGAAGUAUAUUUGUCAAUAGUAUAUAAAGCAAAUGGUUACCCUAUUUAUUCAGGUUGGACCACUUCACCUGUUAGGAUUUUUGACUCACAGGGUUCAGGACAUAUCUACACCUGCAAAUCUGCCUUGGAUUACUGUGGACUUUCCAGGCUUUGACAGGCUUCUCCAGAAACGUCCUCACUGCCCCUCCCCACUUACAGAACUAUUGUUAAGAAAACGUAUGAUGUUCUGUUCUUUCUCCUCCCCCUACCUUCACCACCGAGAUGAAACUUUCCUUUCUUGUGGAUCUUGCACAACACCUGCCCAGCACCUAGUGCUACAGCUGGGAGUGCUGCCCUUUUGUGACAAAUGCAAUGUUGCUGUGCAACUUGCUUGGGAUUAAACUGUCCCUUUCAGCAACAAAUAUGGUCGCAGUUGUAAUGAAUAUAACACACUUUUAUUAUAAGUGCCUGGCCUACGCUCUGUACCUUUCUGCAACAACACGGCUGGGCCUGGGAGUUCAGUAACAUGGAGGUUCAAUUGUGUAUCUUUUUGUGGCAAAGCAAUCAGUCAGAAAUUUAGUAUGUUUGUGACUAUCAAGAAAAUCUCUGCUUUUUGUGGGACUCCUAAAUAUCUGACUCCCAGAUUGUUUAAGAUCAUAACUAUCAUCCGAUGAAGGGCCAUUUUCUUUAGUGUCCUGCAAACCAUGCUUCAUCCUCAGCUGAAUGUUUAGAGGUAUCCCAGCCUCUCUCAGUGUCACUCUGCAACAAGCUGCCAGGAUACGUAUGAAUCUCCUUGGGCAACUCAAAUGUUAGCUCACUUUCUCCCAAUGGAGAGACACUGAGCAUCUGCUCUACACCUCCUCCUGACCAUAUGGAGUCUGGGAGUUUGCCAAUUGGAGAACCAUAAUCCUAACUUGUUUCCUACCACUGCAUUGGUACAUCAAUCCACUGUUGCACAAGGCUGUCCACCCAAUAUCAUCAUUUUAAUGAAUGAAUCUCAGAGUUAGAAAUGUUCUGUUGUAAAAGCUGCUUAUACAUCCAAUACUGUACUUAGUUCAGGAAUAUACUUAAAAACAUUUUUAAAUUAUGAUACACAAUCAUUUUGAUCUGCCAUUGACUUAACUGAUGUGUUUAGUAUUUUUGAAACAUUUUAUAGUUUCCACAUUGUGAAACCUUUGGACGAAGGCAGUCGUACUUUAAGGAAAACGUAGCAUAGACUGGAGUUAAAUUAAGUUUAAAAUCAAACGUGUAUAUCAGCCAAAAUGGAUGCUGCAACUAUGUAUUGCACCGAAAUUUGCAUAUUCAACUAAGAAUUAUACUGGACUGCAAAAUGCUUUUAGUACGUCUAUUUAGCAUAAACAUAUAGUAGAACUGAUAAAUGUAAUGAAUGUGUCUGGGUGCAUUCACAGAAAAGUAAUAUGUAGUCCAAGGCAAGGCUUCUUUAAACUGCAAUUAAAGUGGAUUUGUAACAGAAGACUGAAACAGGUACAGACAUACUGAAUGGUAACUACCAUCUUUCUAACCAAUUCCGUGCCCUUUAUUGUCAUUCUGAUCAGUUCUAGCUAGUUUUCUGUUUGUGGGCUGUUACCCGAUUGUGUCUGUGUACAUCUGUAGUAUGUACAUGUGAAAGUGCCUUUAAACUUUUAGAGGAACUUUAGUCUUGCUCUGCACUGUUGCAUUUCCAUCUUCACUUGACUCACUAGGUUUAAAACAAAUGCAGUUCUUGACUAUGUACUGUUAAUCAUUUGUGACGAUGCACUUUUUGUGUAUAGUACUGUACAUCUGGCAUGUAGCAUUACCAAUUUCAGUAUAUCUUCAGGUUUGUUCUAGAUGUAUCUUUCUAAUAAAGGAAAUUGGUCCAGCUUA